Messenger RNA from Salpingoeca rosetta, 986 nucleotides. RefSeq lists its product as uncharacterized. The record is from RefSeq and is a predicted model, not a curated record. Bases 234 to 986 code for a protein of 250 amino acids. NCBI's taxonomy places the organism in Eukaryota, Choanoflagellata, Craspedida, Salpingoecidae. The transcript is spliced from 5 exons. Gene Ontology annotation, molecular function: monooxygenase activity; oxidoreductase activity, acting on paired donors, with incorporation or reduction of molecular oxygen; heme binding.
CUUGCGUGGGGACAGCAAACAAGGUGUGCCCAUGCGGCGUGGUGUGCGUGAAUGAUAUGAUGGCUGCGGCACUCAGGGUGCUUUGCUUUGGCGUUGUGGGGGUAUGCUGCGGUGUUGUGCUGCGGUGUUGUGUUAUCAGUGGAUGCCACAUCACUUGAGUGUGGUUCAUUCAUUUGCCACUCGCCCUGUUUGAUUUCUGUGAAGCUUUCUUGUGGGAAAAAGGAAGAAGGACGAUGAGCGGGAUGGCUGCUUCACUGUCAGGCUUGAGCCUGCAGAACGCCGGUGGCAAGGCCAAGGAGGCGUGGACUGGCCUCGUGGACACACUCCGCGACGGCUUCACCCACCGGCCCGUGGUGACGGCGCUCAAGUGCGCUGGAGCGCUCGUGGCCAUCAAGGUCGCCGUGGACACUACCCGCUACGUUGCGGAGCAGUGGAGCAUCGGCUCUGCGCUGCGCUCCUUGCCUCGUGCAACGGGCAGCCUGCCUUUCCUCGGCCAUGCCCUGCGCCUCAACGUCGAAUCGCCCUGGGAUGUCAUGGAAACCUGGAUCAAGUCCUUCAACUACAACGUUAUGGCCCUCGAUUUCUUCGGCAAGGAGACGCUGCGCUACUACACACUCGUCCCCGUUGUGACGCGCGAAGCCGUGGAGGAGGACGACCUCUGCGGUGUGCGCGUCCCGGCAGGCUGCAAGGUCUUCAUCCACAUCAAGGCCGUGCACAACAACCCUGAGGUGUGGGAGAAGCCCCGCACGUUUAUGCCUGAGCGCUUUGAGAAGGAGCACGAUCCCUGCGCCUUCCUCCCCUUUAUUGUCGGCCCACGCAACUGCCUCGGGCAACACCUUGCGCUGCUCGAGGCGCGCAUUGUGAUGGCGCUGAUGAUGCUGCGCUUUGAUUUCGAGCCGGCACAGAGCAACGUUGGGGAGAAGCACGGGCGCACUGUCCCCGUCUGCCCAAAGCACGGCAUGUGGCUCAACGUCAAGGCCAGAUGA